AGGCGUCUUACCGCCUGGCCAACGACAACGCUGUUGGAUGACCCCAGUUCGCAUGAGUAUGGUGUCAGACGAUAGUAACGGGACCAGGUCAAGGUCGGAUUCCCGCACUCUCAAAGAUUUUGCAACCAGCAAUUAUAUCAUUGGCAUAUGUCUCCUUCUCGUCGUCGUCAUACUUUGGACUUUGUCCAACUUCGUAACACAGUACAUGUUUGUUGGAGGCUAUCAGAAGCCUUUCUUGAUCACGUAUACAAGCACAUCUGCGUUUACUUGCUAUCUCAUCCCAUUUUACCUCCGGCACCUACGGGGAAGAUAUAAGGACACCAGGUGGAACCGCCUCCUCCACCCCGAAAUUGUUCACUGGUGCUAAUCUGCCCUAUCUGCGUGUCCGCAGUUAUCAACCACUAGCGCAGGAUAUACCCAGCGAAUCCCAAUUCCAGUGUACCCUUCCAAAUGCAUUUUACAUCGGCGCAUAUUCAUUUGUGCACUAGGGCUUUCGGCGCUCUUAUAAUGAAACCUUGCGGCUUACCCCUCGGGAGACCGCUUGGCUAGCCCUGUAUUU
Molecule: messenger RNA, 559 nt
Organism: Pisolithus orientalis
Lineage: Eukaryota; Fungi; Basidiomycota; Agaricomycetes; Boletales; Pisolithaceae
Exons: 3
Coding region: 38-367 (109 amino acids)
Biological process (GO): regulation of peptide transport
Source: RefSeq, a predicted model, not a curated record